Coregonus clupeaformis (lake whitefish) is the source of this 1858-nucleotide messenger RNA. Its product is annotated as alpha-1D adrenergic receptor-like. Bases 1 to 480 code for a protein of 159 amino acids. Lineage: Eukaryota; Metazoa; Chordata; Actinopteri; Salmoniformes; Salmonidae. The record is from RefSeq and is a predicted model, not a curated record. The transcript has 3 exons.
AUGCAGUCUUGCGAGCGCGCCGAGUUCAAACUGGCCUUCAUACGCAUCCUCAGAUGCCAGUGCCACCGUAGGAGACGCCCAGGCUGGCGGGCCUACAACUACCGUACCUCCCACUUCAACUCCUCCAGCCACUCACGAAAGAACUCUGCUGAGUCUAGCCACUCACAGAAGAACUCUGCCUGUCUCAACGGGAGCCAGCACACCCUGUCCUCCUCAGCCAGCCCCAGCCCGAGCUACCUGCUGGCUUGCCCCGAGGGGGAGACCCUCUACACCUGCUGGGCCUCCGCCGCCUCCAGGUCCCCCUCCCUGCUGCCUGUGAGUCCUGCUGGCUGCCAGCUGGAGACACUGGAGGGGGGUGUGAGGAGUGGAGGGACCCAUGGCGUGAUGUCUCACAGGGAGUCCGGUCAGGGGGUGUUCUCGUUCCCCUGUGGGGGGCAGAACCGGGAGUGUGGAGGGGACAUACCUGAGGAUAAGGUGUGACUGUCUGGGAAUCUUACAGACUCAUGAGUUGUUGUUGAAUGAUUCUUGAUGGGGAUUUGAAUCAUGUUCAGUCCCUGACUGAAUGGGGAGUGAUGUAUGGUUCCAUUCACUGUCAGUGGGUCAAGUCAAGUCAAGUCAAAUUAUCCUCGAAUGUUCAAUGGUUUCGUAUUGUUGGCAUGAGAAAUAAAUUAAGUUGCCCUCUGCUGUAUGUUAGCCGGCUUUACUGAGCAUCAGGAUCAAUCCAGGGGAGUGAUAUAUGGUUCCAUUCGCUGUCAAUGGUUCAAGUCAAGUCAAAUGAUCCUUGAACGGUCAAUGGUUUUGUAUUGUUGGCAUGAGAAAUGGUUUAAGUUGCCCUCUGCUGUAUGUUAGCCGGCUUUACUGAGCAUCAGGAUCAAUCCAGGGGAGUGAUAUAUGGUUCCAUUCGCUGUCAAUGGUUCAAGUCAAGUCAAAUGAUCCUUGAACGGUCAAUGGUUUUGUAUUGUUGGCAUGAGAAAUGGUUUAAGUUGCCCUCUGCUGUAUGUUAGCCGGCAUUACUGAGCAUCAGGAUCAGUCCAGCAUCUGUUCAAUGGAACUCUCACUGUCAGAGGAAAACGACGACAGAUAAGGCUGUACUGUAUUUCUCAAAGAGAUGAUCAAGGGCAAUAGUGAAGUAAUGUGAUAAACCACAUAAACUGUACACUAUGGAUUUGACAGAGACAAAUUCAUGCCACAUUGGGACUACGUGUGGAACUGCACCCUAAGCUGUCAUCAAUUCUCUUUCAGUUUGCCUGAUCUGUGAAUGCCUCUUCUCUGCUGGGUCUGUGGUCAGUCAGAGAAUAGGUUUGUGUUACAUGUAAAGAGCUGAUGAUAAUUUUUCUGUUACGGUCACUCAAUAUCUUUAUUGAAUGUUUUUGUAAAUAAAGUAUAACCUGGUUAUUCAGUGUACUCAUCAUAAAUAUAGUGGGUAAAAAAAAAAAAAAGAAGUGUAACGGGAACAUUGAGGUGUGCUUUGAUUUAAGAGGAGAUUAUAAAACCACUGCUAUGGUUACACGCACUAACCCAUCUAUGAAAAAUGUGAUACACUCCAUAAAUAAAUGUUUUUUCAAAUAUUACCCCAACUGUCAUUCAUAUGUCAAAGAUAAGAUACUGUAUAUAGCGUACUUAGAUUAAGGGCUUGAUUCAAUCCGUGGCGUGGAAGAACUGUGUUGUAGCCGCUUGACAUUUAAGGUAAUUUCCGAUUGAGCCGACAUUUGCAGCGUUUACCGUGAAUGCAGUCUUGCGAGCGCGGUAACGUUGCCUUUAAAUGUCAAUUGCACUACAGCGCAGAUCUAUCGCGGUACGGAUUGAAUCGAGCCCUUAACACUUGAACUGUCAUAUGCCAAUGACCACUGAUGUUUGA